UAUGAAAGAGAUAUGCAGAGCCGGGAAGAGAGAGGGAACUAUUCUGUGCAAAGUGAGAAGGCGAUUCAGCUGUUUUUCAGUCGGUGCACUCAGGACUGAGAGAGGACAAGUGAGAGAGAGAGUGUAUAUAAGUUUGUGUGUCUGACUGAGAGGCAGAGACAGAGGGAGACAGAGGGAGAGAGCUUUUGCCUGGCUUUUCUUCGCUGUGCCUUUCAGCUCCUCUCUCACUGUAGAAAGAGGCGUGUCCAUGGACCAGUAUAAAGUCCAAGGAGAGUUGUUGAGCCAUUCUCAGCAGUGAGUCCUUUGCACUGCACACCGGCAGCAAGAGGAGGAAACUACAGCCGUGACUUAAAACGCUGCCUACUUUUUGAUGACCCGCUUUGCAUUUGGACACUUGUAGACCAGAUUCUUUGGAAGGCGGGCGAGCCUCUGGACUCGGACACAGAGCAAGGGCUCACCUGGCGGAUAUCCCUGCUGUUCCUUCCACCGUAACAAAAAAAACUAGUUCUUAUCACCACGACACUCGCCAGCUGAGCAGAUCAAGAGGCAGGCUCCAGUUUCUGCGCUGUGAAACUGAAUCAGAGGAACGGAGAGGCUAAGACAGCAGAGGCAUUGUGUCCCUGCAAUUGAAACACUAACCAGCUGAACAUAUCAAAGACUCUCCUGGACAAAGCGUUCCUCUCAAACCUCCUCUUGCUUGUCUUGUAAAAAAAAAAAUCUGCUGCUGAGGUAGAAAGUGAUCAAAAAAAGCUGCACCACACUCAGAGGACAGAGGGAGGCUGAGGGGACCACACAUCAGGGCAGAGGAUUGUGUGCAGGUGCCGGGUGCUGCCAUGGGUCGUGGAGGUGGCGUGGCAGCAGCUCCAUCCUGCUGGGGCCUGUGGGUGUUUGGCGCCCUGUCGCUGGCGGCGCUCUGCCUGUCGGACCAGGCCAUCCGUUGCCCGGUAUGCUCCGAGGAGAGGUUGGCCAGCUGCCGCCUGCCGGAGGGCUGCGAGGAGACGGUGAAGGAGCCCGGCUGUGGCUGCUGUCCCACUUGCGCCCUGCCAAGAGGGGCGCACUGUGGCGUCUACUCGCCCCGAUGUGGGACGGGCCUCCGCUGCUACCCGCCACGUGGCGUGGAGAGGCCACUGCACUCGCUGAUGCAUGGCCAGGGGGUCUGCACCGACGAGAGGGAGGUGGAGGAGAACUCAGCAGUUGACAGGCAGGAAGAGAUCAUCCUCGAACAUCCAAACAACAGCAAUAUCCGGUGCAGUCCGCAGGACAAGCGCUGCAUACAGAAGACUUUGGCCCGACACCCUCCGAAAUCCACAAAUCAGAGAAACAACGCUGCCAGAGAGGACACCAAGGCAGUGCUGGCUCCGUGUCGCGCUGAGCUACAAAGAGCGCUCGAUAGAUUGGCAUCAAAUACUCGCACACAUGACGAUCUCUUCACAAUCCCCAUACCGAACUGUGACAAGAAUGGAGACUUCCACCCUAAACAGUGCCAUCCUGCUCGUGACGGCCAGCGGGGAAAGUGCUGGUGUGUGGAUCAGAAAACGGGGAUGAGGCUGCCGGGGCCGCUGGAGCUUCGAGGGGAUCUGGAUUGCCACCAAUUAAUGACAGCAACACUGAGGGACUGAGGAGGGAGGCAGUGGCGGUGCAGGACCAGCUGAAUCCUAGUGGUGCUCAUUAGUAGAACUACAUGACUAAAGGACUUCAUCCUUAGGCCUCACUCUACGUGAGGCCAACGGUACUUGAGCUUGUGCAACAAAAAAGAAACCAUUGAAUUGAGUUCUUUUGCUAUUUUUUGUUUCUGUGUGUGAGAGUGUGUGAUCCGAGUCUUCUGAGCACUUGUGUUUUGUUUUCUACAAUGUGAACUUCAGGCUGACGGUCUUUAGACACAUACGCUUUAAAGUACCAGGUGGCAGACAGAAAAAAAAAACACACACUUCCAGUUGUAGUUGUGAUCUUUGUAAGAAUGCAGAGUGUGUUGUUUUCUCUAAUCUAACUUCAGUGUAGCUCUUAAAAAAAAAAAAAGACAAGAAAAUGUAUCCACUCCACCCAGUAAUCAAACCAGGAGCUGUUAGUCUUAUUCUUUCUGGAGCUGCAUAAGGACAAUCCAGAGAUGCUCCAUCAAAGGAUUGUGCACUCGUUUUUCAAACAAUUUGUGUGGCUCUUUAUUCUACUGUUGUAUAUUUCGUACACCCCACCCGUCUGGUAAGUAGGUUAAGGCAAACCAUAAAAUGUGUUUGCACAAAGUCUAGUUAAGGGACGACAACCAGAGUUGCAAUAAAAGAUGAAACAAUGAAAAAAGAAGAAGCAGGGUUUACAAAGGAAUGCAAGAACCCACCCCCUCCUCCCUUCCAUGUUGAGUUACCGAAUGAUAAGCCAUAGCUUUUCACACCAUGGAGACCAAAGUGAAAAGUGAGAUUAGUCUGAAAAGCUGUAUCUCUGCAACCCAGAAUAGAUUUGCUUCAUCACCCUGUGGUUCACUCUGCACCCCUCUCUCUUUGCCAGCCCUCUUGCAUGAAGGACUGGCAGCGUAGCUGGGCUAGAAACUCUGUACGCUGCUGAUAGGAUAAUCCUGUUUCUCCAGCUGGUGCUAAGAUGCCAGUAUGACUCUCGUGUUUGUAUGAAUAUGCUUUGACAUACAGGAUUUCUCUCCAAACAGACUGCUUGGCAGAACUUUGAUGGUGCUACAUAUUGAUUGUGCCAAAAUACAAAACAACAACAACAAAAAAAGCUUCUGCACUUUUUGUGCAUUGUUUAGGUUUGAAAGUGGAGCAUCAGCAAGUGUUAGAAUCACCUUCAAUGUUCUCAUCCACAUAUAAACAUCCCAUAUUAGCUUUGCACUAUCACUGCAGCGCACUAGCAGAAUGUUUCCAUGGCCAGGCAUGAUGUGUUUUAAAUAUAGACGCAGAGUGUAAAAACUUGUAAUGAUUAAGCUUCUGGCAGCCAACCAACCUCUAGCUAUCAUGGUGUGGCUGUAACGACAACACGAUGAUAAUGAGGAAACCGGGAAUUCCUCUGUUAAUCUCAGCCAUCUGUAGAGCAUCAUAAUAUCGACUGAAGGAGUGUAUUAACAGUGACACAGCUGCUCAAACACAUACUGUAGAGACCGUGGUUGGAGACUGGUGGUGUUCUGCUGAGUUCCGAGUUGCAGGUUUAAGCUGUAUGGAGCUGAAUGGAGACGCUGCUUUAUCUGCUCCACCUCUGGUUAUCGUUGACUCAAGAAAAGAUUACUGGUGUCGGUGGCACCACAGAGAAGGGGCAAUAAGCAAAGUAGCAUCACCGCGUUAGUGUGCCAAGUGCAGCGUAAUGAUAUCAGAGAUGUUGAAAAGAAAAAUAGUCCUUUACUCUCAUACAACAGAUUUUUGGCUCCACCAUCUGAUUUGACCUCGACAUCACUGAAGUCUUAAAGUUGAGUAUUAGAGCCCAAGAAACUGAGUUAACAUCCACAUGAAUACGUUUUCAUUUUAAAAUGCCUAAUUUCUGCAAGCGUCCACACAUUUCUGGCAUUUAGAAAUCCUAAAACAGAGAGUUAUGAAAAUUCUAAGGCUGUGUUGAAGUCUAAACUGACAAAAAAGGAAGACUUUUAGAAGCAAUGUUGCAGACACCCAUGUUUCUAUUUGAUUAAUCGUCACUUCAUGUUAUUUCCUGAUUCUUCAAGCUCCGGUCACACGACAGAAAGAAAACAAAGACGUCAGUUCUGACCACCAGUGGUUAAUUUAAUUCAAUACGGAUAAUGAAUAACAGGCAUUGUCUCUGUUAGCGUCUGAUGUGAAGUUCAGGAACUCCUCUAGUCUUACUUUUGACCAUUCCUUCUCUUCCUCUGUACUAUUUUCAACAACUAAGCAACCAGCCGCCUGCCUCAUGUUAACAUCGGCACCCACAUAUCCAAUGUAUGUUCAUGAGAAACGCCUUUUCCAGCAUGUUAUAAAAAAACAAACUGAAAUAGUUGUAAAAUGUUUGUGUGGACAGGCAUUGUUUUUGUUCCAAAAGUCCAUUCUAAAAUAAAAAUAUAUUAGUGUGGAACUGAACAGAAAUAACAAAAGUGCCAUGAUAGCUAUUAGUAGUGGUAGUAUUAAUUUUUGCACACUUUUCCUCAGCGAAUCUGGUUUAAUUUCAGAAGUAUGCACUUCUCUAAUUUGCUUAUCAUCCCAUUCAGUAAAACAUACAGCCUUCAAAGGGGAGUACUAUGUAGCAAGAAUAAUGUUACCAUGAGGUGUGCAGAGCUUAAAUUCAGAGUUUUUAAUGUCACAAAGGUGGAUCUCUUUCAGUUUGUCAGAUGAUCACGGUAACUGAUGCUGCUCAGGGUUUGGGAUAUAAAUCAGUUGUAAGCAGUGUCUCCCUUUCGCCAGUUCUUUUCCAGAUGAUUCUCUCUGAGCGAUACAGAGUCUCAGCUAUAGUUUUAUCUCCAAACCUAUUGAGUUGUAUGCAUUGUGUUGCCAUGGUAACCUACAUGCAUUCAGCUGGGGAUGCAGCAAAUGCAAAACUGUUUAUAUGCUUGAUCCUGAUUUGAUGCCAAGUCUGUUUUACACUGCUGAAAUUGCAACAAAUUUUCAAUGAAUAAUAUUAAUUUCACUUUGAUUUGGUCAAAAGUGACUUUCAUGUUUGCGUCAUUAUGGGUCAAUGUCAAACCAAAAUGCACUUCUUGAUGAAUAAAUGUAUAACGUGUAGAAGCUCCAAUGUGCAGAUGUCAUGUUAGAAAUAAGCAGCUACAUUGAGAGUCACUGAGCGGUAAAAUAAAUACAGAAGCUUAGAAUAAUUAACAGUUUUCUACCAGUGUUCCUCUCUGGCUUUAUUUGCAGUAAAGUGUUGUUUUUAGUCAUUAUAAACUGAAUAUCCUUUAUAGCUCUCCGUUAUAGCAUCCUGCUCCUCCUUACUGAAGUCAGCAGCACAUGAUUGAUGUGUUUUCUAAGUCAAACAUCUUCAUUUAUGUGACCGUGCGCAGAAUCUGGUGAAGAAAACCUGGUUAACAAAGAAACCACUGUUAUCUCUGUUUGUGGUUUUAGGUUUUGAUGAGCCAGAUAACACAAAGAAAGCCUGGAUAUGUUAAACUUGCUUCAUAGUACAGCCCUGCUUAUGUUGCUCUCUCCCAGUAAUCUCAUCCCAGCUAACUAAAAAACAGCUGCCGCAAAACAAAUCUGAUUAAUUUUCUCUCGUCUUCAUUUUCUUGAGGGCUUCUUUUUGAUUUAGCUACACUCAUGACAUUUGAAUUAAAGAAAAAAAUACCGAGACUUACACCUUGUACUGAUGUAAUGACGACUGAAGGGAACUUCUUUUCUUGUCUCUGUGUUAGUUGAGUUGUUCUGUAAUAUAUAGUACCACACUGUUGGUCCCUAGUUAUUAACCAAACUGCAAACUGUAAGGAAUUGAAUCCAGUCACUGAAGCUCAGUUUUUACUAAGACAGUGUUUGUGCAGUUUUAUUUGUCAGUAACAAAGAACUGUAUCCAAAGGAAGUUCACCAAAACACAGACGGACGGACGGACGGACGGACGGACGGACGGACGGACGGACGGACAGACAGACAGACAGACAGACAGACAGACAGAAAGAAGGUGGUGGAGAAUCGUUGCUACAGCUAAAAAUGUCAAACACCAAAUAUCCUAAAAAUCGUUCCAAAGACUUCAAGCACAAAGACGUCAAUACUCAUUCAGUGAACUGCAUGCGCACAAAGAACAUUCCAGCAGAUUCCUAUAUUGUAAUUCAUCAGCUAAUGAAGUGUAACUAAACACAUUUUGAACAGUCUUAAUCUUUGAGAGAGAUGGCAAACAGUUUUGGCUUUGAUUUGGUAAAGAAAAGCCUUCUAACUACAUAAACGGUGUACUUAAGCUAUAGUAAGCUGCUUGAUCUCUAACUUUGCUGUACUGAACUGUAAUUGCAUUUCUCCAGAAUAGACUGUUCCUUGUUUGCAUUUGAUAUUAUCUGUUAAUGUGUAGAAGAUAUGAAGUAAUGUUUGCAUGCGUACGGACGGACUGGGGUUGGAAGCAGCUGGAAACAGCUGUGUGUAUCUUGUCCACAACAGGAUUGUUAUACUCAUACACUGAAGUGAUCAAAGAACUGAAAUAUAGAGUUUCAAUCAAUGAAAUAAUCAGUUACAUUGUAAAUGUUUACCUGAUGAAAAUGUACACAUUGUAAUACAUCAAUUAAAACACUUUAGAAACUA
Messenger RNA from Acanthochromis polyacanthus (spiny chromis), 6149 nucleotides. Its product is annotated as insulin-like growth factor-binding protein 4. Gene Ontology annotation, cellular component: extracellular region. Gene Ontology annotation, biological process: regulation of insulin-like growth factor receptor signaling pathway. Gene Ontology annotation, molecular function: insulin-like growth factor I binding; insulin-like growth factor II binding. The record is from RefSeq and is a predicted model, not a curated record. NCBI's taxonomy places the organism in Eukaryota, Metazoa, Chordata, Actinopteri, Pomacentridae. Bases 834 to 1619 code for a protein of 261 amino acids. The transcript has 4 exons.